AUGACAGAUCUCAAUAAGCCAGGCUCCGAGGAGCGGGCCAUCGCACAAGCCGAGAUCCGUGCCAUCUGUCAUCGCUAUGCGGUCAUGGCAAGGGACAAGGUAGAUUUCAAAGAUAUGGAACCCCUCUUUCGACCGGACGGCCUUUUUCGCCUCCCAAAUGGAGUUGCAGUAAAGCCAUCAGAGAUCAGCACUGUUGUACAGGGAGAGGAAGCAAAAUACAUUCGGCACCACAUCACCAGCAUCGACAUACACUUUACCAGCGACACCGAAGCCCGAACGAAGUCGCAAUUCUUUGCCGCCACCAAUGUAACCUUCACCGACCACUGGGGCUGCUGGGAGGACAUCUUUACACGCGAUGAGAAUGGAGCUUGGCUUAUUUACGAUCGCAGCAUUGUUAUUGAUGGCUAUGAUCCCAAGGGUUGGUAUGGGGAGAAGUAUGGAGGUCCGUCCUGCUUAGAAAGAUGA
This is a messenger RNA of Exophiala aquamarina CBS 119918, 465 nucleotides long. RefSeq lists its product as uncharacterized. The transcript has a single exon. Bases 1 to 465 code for a protein of 154 amino acids. Lineage: Eukaryota; Fungi; Ascomycota; Eurotiomycetes; Chaetothyriales; Herpotrichiellaceae. The record is from RefSeq and is a predicted model, not a curated record.